GGACAGAUGCUUCUUCCUGCUCCUAACUUCUUAUAGGCUGGGAGGGAGGACAGGGUCCUUACAAACUUUAUAUUGUCCUGACAAAGUCUAUAGAAAGAGAAAAGGAGGGCAGAGAUCUCAAAGUGGAAAACAGCUGAUGGAUUGUUUCUUUCCCUAACCCCAGUUUACAGAACUCUGAAUAUACUUUGUUGCAAUUUGCUUUAGCUGUAUGGAUUAUGGGAUUCUAAUCAUGACUGAGAUAGCUGGUCAGCUUCCCUGGAUUUCGCUGACGACACAGGAAAGCUUUGCCUGAAGAUGGAAACACUGGAGUCGGAACUGACCUGCCCUAUCUGUCUAGAGUUGUUUGAAGACCCACUGCUACUGCCUUGCGCUCACAGCCUCUGUUUCAACUGUGCGCAUCGCAUCCUGGUCUCCCACUGUGCCAACAACGAAUCAGUAGAAUCUAUUAACGCCUUCCAGUGCCCCACCUGCCGUUAUGUCAUCACACUCAGCAAGCGUGGCUUAGACGGACUCAAGCGGAACGUGACUCUGCAGAACAUCAUCGACAGAUUUCAGAAAGCAUCUGUGAGUGUGCCCAAUUCCCCUGGUGAAACGCGACGAGAAAGGGCUUACGACACCAAUAACAGCAUGACAUCCAGCGAGAAAGUCCCCUGUCAGUUCUGUGACCAGGACCAGGCUAGGGAGGCCGUCAAAACCUGUGUGACUUGUGAAGUGUCCUACUGCGAGGACUGUUUGAAGGCAACACACCCAAACAAGAAGCCAUUUACUGGCCACCGUUUAAUCGAGCCCAUCCCUGACUCACACAUUCGAGGGUUAAUGUGUCUGGAGCACGAGGAUGAAAAAGUGAAUAUGUAUUGUGUUACAGAUGAUCAACUAAUUUGUGCCUUGUGUAAACUGGUUGGACGACACCGAGAUCAUCAGGUGGCAGCACUUGGUGAUAGAUAUGACAAGCUGAAGCAAAGCCUCGAAAGCAACCUAGCAAGUCUCAUCAAGAGAAACACUGAGAUGGAAAUGCUGUUGGCCAAGCUUAUUCAGACCUGUCAACAUGUAGAGGUUAAUGCAUCCAGGCAAGAAGCCAAACUAAUGGAAGAGAGUGACCAGCUCAUUGAAAUUAUUCAGCAGAGAAGACAGAUUAUUGGAACGAAAAUUAAGGAGGGAAAGGUGGUGAGGUUGAGAAAAUUGGCGCAACAGAUAGGAAACUGCAAGCAAUGCAUAGAACGCUCUACCUCACUCAUUUCGCAGGCAGAGCAAUCUUUAAAGGAGAAUGAUCAUGCUCGCUUUCUACAGUCGGCCAAGAGCAUCACAGAAAGGGUCUCGAUGGCAACAGCAUCCUCUCAAGUGCUUAUUCCAGAAAUCAACCUAAAUGAUACAUUUGACACAUUUGCAUUAGAUUUCUCCAGAGAGAAGAAAAUGUUAGAAUGUCUUGAUUAUCUCACAGCGCCCAAUCCUCCGGUUAUCAGGGAGGAGCUCUGCACGGCAUCAUAUGACACUAUUACCGUUCAUUGGACUUCUGAUGAUGAAUUCAGUGUCGUUUCGUAUGAACUGCAGUAUACAAUCUUUACAGGACAAGCAAACGUAGUUAGUUUGUGUAAUUCUGCCGACAGCUGGAUGAUUGUUCCAAAUAUUAAACAAAACCACUACACAGUGCAUGGUCUUCAGAGUGGGACAAAAUAUAUCUUCAUCGUUAAGGCAAUUAACCAGGCUGGAAGUCGAAACAGUGAUCCCGGCAAGCUAAAGACAAACAGUCAGCCUUUUAAACUGGAUCCCAAAUCCGCACACAGGAAAUUGAAGGUGUCACAUGACAAUCUAACAGUAGAAAGGGACGAAACCUCUUCCAAAAAGAGCCAUACACCAGAACGGUUUACAAGUCAAGGGAGUUAUGGUGUCGCUGGCAACGUCUUCUUGGACAGCGGCCGCCAUUAUUGGGAAGUGGUUAUAAGUGGAAGCACCUGGUAUGCUGUUGGUAUUGCUUACAAAUCUGCUCCUAAGCAUGAAUGGAUAGGAAAAAAUUCUGCGUCGUGGGUGUUUUGCCGCUGUAACAACAAUUGGGCGGUGAGGCACAACAGCAAAGAAAUUCCAAUAGAGCCCUCUCCGCACCUUCGCCGAAUUGGGAUUUUGCUAGACUACGAUAAUGGGUCGCUAUCCUUCUAUGAUGCGUUGAACUCCAUUCACCUUUACACUUUUGACAUUGCGUUUGCACAACCCGUGUGCCCCACUCUCACAGUGUGGAAUAAAUGUUUAACGAUUUUAACGGGGCUUCCUAUUCCCGAUCACUUGGACUGCAUAGAGCAGAUGGCAUAAACACCACCACGUUGGAUCCCUUCCCAACAAAAAAAAAUAAAAUAAUCAAAGCAAGUCAGAGAACUCAUUAUUGUUAUAUAUUUUUUUUUCUUUAAAAAAAAAAAAAAGGAUUUUUUAACUUGCAGGAAAAAAAAGUCAACAAAAGUUUAUGUUGUCUGACAUUUAUUUCCAGAUCAAUGAAAUACUUUACAGGACGGUUUAUGCAUUAUUUAUGGAUUGCUUUUAAUUACAAUUUGUUUGGUUUUGCACAUUGAUUGAUCAUUGCUAUAGCUAUAAAUGUCUCAGUGUGAUUUUUACUUUAUUAAAAGGGAUUAAAUGUCAUGUCGCACGAUCUGCCAGGGUAGAAAAUAGUCAGUCAUAAUCGUUCUCCACGGCUCUUUCAUGCUCUGGGCUGUUGGGCUCAUUAAAUGUGGAGUCUCACUUAACAAGGUUAGCAAACAUUGAAAUGUUCUGUGAAUGCAGUUUUGUUUUUCAUGGAGACAGCUUGUGUGGAGUUUCUUCUACACGUGUUUCCUAAUUAGGAAUAAAAAACUAUGUUUGCCAGUAUAUAUAUGUCAUAGUCAUAUAAUGGUUAAUGGAUUUUUUAAUCAGUUUCAUAAUCGGAGGACAUGCUGUGUAGGAGUGCAACAGACUGAUUAGGGAGCAGAGUUAUUGAAGCUAUUGUAAACACUAUAGAAUGCCGAGAUUCCACAUUUUAAAUAAAAAUACAAAAUACGUGACAAGUCGAGAAAUACUGAGAGGCCCCAAGUAUUGGAAUGCCAAAAUAUUAGUCCUACCCAUGACUUGCCUAAUGCUACUUAUACCUUAUAAUGUUUGCUUAUCUAUGUCAACAUCUUCACUUGUACCUGUUUGUUGCUUUUAGAGCAUUUGUGUUAUUAGUUUCUGAUUGCAAGGUAUCACACUGGCUGUUUUUAAUCUGUCAUUCAAUAAUUCUAAACUACGUUGUUGUCAGAAAAGUAUAUUGGCAGUUUUAUCAGGGACACUUGUCGAGAAGUCGUAUGGAUUCACACGGAUUACAACCUCAAAGUAUGUAUUUGAUAUGCAUCUGGAUAAAUCAGCAGUGUAUUCACCCUAAAGGCAGAGCGCUAUGGAAUUUGGAAUUUAAUAUAGAUGUUCGGCUAUCUUUACACUACUCCUAGCUAUAAGUCAUAUGGAAAUGUAAAUAUGGGGAGUGAUAAAAGUGGCGCUUUUACAACACAUUAGUAUCUGCUUACGUUUUAAAAAAGAUUCAUGUCAGAUGUACACCAGAUGUUUCCAAAUAAAAAAGUGACUUGUUAUUUGGGGUUGGUUAUUUUCAUGAAAUUUCUAUAAAAAUAGGUGCUGAAAUGCACCAUUUGUUAGAUCACUUUAUUUAACUAUAAUUGUUUGCCAUCCUGAAUCUGGACUUAUCGUCUCAGUAUGAAAAAUAGAAAAUUGUAAAAUGUAAACACGUGCCCCAUUUUAAUGUCAUUAAUUAUAAAUCCAAUUUAGACAUUGCUACAGGUCCAAAGAUAACAAAUAUCAAGUCUUAGUGUUGGAUCGUAAUACUUAACAGGCCCAAUUCAUACAUAAUCCAUCAGAAUAGAAUUCAGGAAGUUAAAUAGUUAAAACUCCUCAGACUAACCGUUUUUUUCCUCUUUUAAUUUCUUAAAUCUGUGAAAAUAUUAGCCCAUUAUCUAGUGAGAGUGCACAUAUUGAGAACAUAUUUUCUGUACUCUAACAGUAAAUUCUUUGGUAAUGUACCGUGGUACCAAUCUAUUUUUCAUAAGCUUGAAAUGUUUUCAUAUAUUAGAAAAAUAAGCAGGGUGGGUAGCAAAGCGAACACGAACAAUGGCGUAACUGCGUUACGAAGUUCCUUGCAUUGAUUCAGAGAAGCAUUGUCAAACGUUGACCUGCUCUGAUGUUUUAUGAAAAUGCAGUAGGUAUCAGUCAACCUUUCCAGUACAGGAACAAUGAAUCUUGAGUGCAAUAGCGUGAUUACAUUCGAUAAUGCACACAUAACAAGUGUAUUCAACAGAACGCUCAUUAAUAAUGCAAGCAAUGUAGUGGUGUUUCAGCAACACAUUCAAUGAAAGGGUCAGUGAUGUUACGUUGAUACAAAUUUAUCAUGACAACCUCAAGAGUGGUAUCUCUGCGGUUUUAGAUAGUGAACAAAUGUUCUGUUGCUUAUAGGAUAAAUACAGGAGGAUGUAAGUUGUAUUGCUGUGUAGGUGUAGCCAAAUUAACCAUGAAGCUGGUGUUUAGCAGAUAGGCACGGUUCUUUGCAUAAUAUACUUGGCCAUGCAAUGCUGGAUACAUCAUCCCAAUAAGAGUUAAGGGGGUACCCAAACUGGUAGCCUGCUUAAGGCCAUGUGAGAUCUUAAUGCUUCUCCGUAUGUUGUGUAUAGUUAUCACUGGUCAUUGUCUGAAUGACUGUUAUUUUUACUACAGAUUGGGUCUUGUGGGUCAUUUUUGCUGAAAUAAAAAUUUUAGUGGUAUCAGUAUGUAUGGCUUGGGUAGAGGUUUAAAGAUAUAGAAAAUCCAACUGUUUGGUCGGUAAUCAUCAUUUUGGUUAAGAAAACAUAAUUUUCCUUUGAAAAUCCAUCUGACCAAUUUCGGUAAAUUAAAAUACGUACCGGGUACAAUGUAGAAAGUCAACACAAUAUCCAGUAAAACUGUGAUCUUUUUAUAUCAUAUGGUAUGAAAAAUAGUUAUCACCAAUUAACCCUUCCACCUGAAUAAAUAAAUUAAUUGUAUUUGUAUUAUAUUAUAUAAUCAUUUGACACAUGAGACAUUUUUAACAAGAGUACAAGACUCCACUUCAUGUGAUGUUAUUACAAAAAUAAAUACAUUAAAAAAUCUGUACAUAAGAUGUAGUGUCUCCCUUGCAAUUCUUUGGGACACCCCAUACAAAGAAAAUCAGAACUCGUAGAUAAGAGUUCCAGUCAAUUCCUGCAUUGACAGCCGGAAGCUCCUCCAUGAUACUUCCAUUAGGUCUCCUGAGUUAAGCCAGUUCAUAGUACCAGCUGGCCGCACUUAGCCAAUGAGCUGUGCCCUACACUGCCAGCUUAGCUUGAUGCACUCCAGAGCUUCUGACUCUCAUUCUGGUGUUCACUGGUGUCCUGGCGGGGCUCCAGAGACUCCUGGUAUCUUAACCACAGUGCACUGUAGUGGUUAUGGAGCUUGGGCCUAACUAAAUAGGGUAAAAAAGACAUUAGAAAACAAAUGAUUUGGUCACCAUUGUGGGCAGUUCGCAUCAACUGGUUGACUUGGAGUUUAGGAAAAUAGGGUCAAAUGAGCAAAUAUUAAUUAUUAAUGAUGGGGUUUAUUCACUAGAUUACAAAUUGUAGCGAAUUGUAAUCUAAAAUGCAAAAUUUAGACUAAAAUAACCACUGUGCCUACAACAUAUUUGGAUAAUUUUUUCAAAACCACUAUUUUAGUCUAAAUAUUUCAAUUCAGUUUUCAGUUCAUCACACUUGGGCAUUUAGUGAGCAAACCCUAAUGUGUGUGCAGUUGUACAUACAUUUUGGAAGUACCCACACUGUCUAUGCCUUCAGCAUUGGCGAUACAUCUUGGAUACUUAAUAACAAGACAGAUGUUUAGUAAAUAUUAACAAAAAGAAAAAAAGUAAAUUACAAAAUAUAUACCCAUUGUAAGGAACAAAUUAUUACGGUUUGGAAUGUAGAACUUCGUACAUUGUCUUGAUGCACUUUAAAUAUUCAGCCAACAGCAAGACACUAAGAAAUAGUUUGAGAGAGAUGGGUGAAAGAAAGACCAAUGUACUCCUUGUUAUCAGAUAUGUACUGCUGAAAAUGAUUAGCAUUAAACUCUGUCACCUAGUUUCUCACUGUUAAAAGGUUACUGCCAGCACUAUAACCACUUCAUCUUGCUGACUAUACAAGGACUCUGUCUGUGCAGCAUCUUGUCCUCAAUUUCUGCCACAUCUAAUAUUAAAGGACCACU
Molecule: messenger RNA, 6222 nt
Organism: Pelobates fuscus (common spadefoot toad)
Lineage: Eukaryota; Metazoa; Chordata; Amphibia; Anura; Pelobatidae
Gene: MID1
Product: midline 1
Exons: 10
Coding region: 295-2301 (668 amino acids)
Biological process (GO): regulation of microtubule cytoskeleton organization
Cellular component (GO): cytoplasm
Molecular function (GO): protein binding; zinc ion binding
Source: RefSeq, a predicted model, not a curated record